Molecule: messenger RNA, 874 nt
Organism: Bradysia coprophila
Lineage: Eukaryota; Metazoa; Arthropoda; Insecta; Diptera; Sciaridae
Source: RefSeq, a predicted model, not a curated record
AGCAGAAGUGUAGCACACGAACGAAACAAUUAAGAUCUCGUAAAAAUUUUUCGUUGUUUUUAAAUGUUAAACAAUUCACUCCACUCGCACAACAUUAUUUCCUAUACGGUGAAUUCAAUUGAGAUCGUAACCCAAACAGCUUCAUAUAGUCAUUGAAGGAGAAAGUGUUUUUUUUCAGUACGGUGUGUGUUAUAUCCAUCCAUACAUCGGUGUAUGUCAAUGCUGAAUGAACGAACCAUUCUAAUAAUUUUUUUGUUGUUUUGUUGUAUGUCUCAUUCAUUCAAAACCAUUCAGUUUUCGACUGAAAAGAACUCGUAGUCUGAAGUGUAACCAUUGCUCCUCGGAAUUUUUGUGCAUUAAACGGGGAGAUUUGAAACCGUUUUUGUCGAGACAAAGAAAGAAAUUCUUCUCUGGUUUGUAGUGUCGUGUAUAGUGUGUUCCUAAGUUCACAGAAUAGUUUCAGUUUUACAAGUUUAACUGCAUGGUUGUGUUUACUACACAACAUAUCGCCAUGCUUAAGAUGAUACGUCAUCUCUCUGUGGUUUGCUGUGUCAUAUUGUGUAUAUUCGCCGCUGUCACUUGGUCUGUUCCGUACGAUCCAGCCGAUAAGGAAAUAUGGUCCGUUUUGCCACCGGAAGGUUCGUUCGAAGCAUUCUAUCCGCGCGAAAUGGCUGGCAUUCCGAAUGGGGCUGCACGAGCUCCGCACGCCCAUGGCAGUUUUUUUAAAUACCGAAAUCCGGCACUAGUCGACACUAAAAAUGCGGCCGCUUAUGGUUAUCGUUUCGAUGGCAAGCGACGUUUUAAUUUCGAUUAAGAAAAUUUUGUUCGUGCCCUUGUUUUGGUCUAAAUAAUUAAAUGGGAAAUCAAAUUCAAA